This is a messenger RNA of Dovyalis caffra, 1398 nucleotides long. The record is from the annotation of a GenBank genome assembly. NCBI's taxonomy places the organism in Eukaryota, Viridiplantae, Streptophyta, Magnoliopsida, Malpighiales, Salicaceae.
AUGGGCGCUUUGGAUGAUGGACAUUUCAAUGCAGAGCUUGAGAACGGAGUGAAACUUAAUUGCCUUGAUCUGGGAUUUGAGGACCAACCUGAGACUGUAGCUAUUGAGGAUGCUGUGAAAGUUCUAUUGCAAGGUCUUGGUGAGGAUAUUAAUAGAGAAGGUCUUAAAAAGACCCCACUUCGCGUUGCCAAGGCGCUUCGAGAAGGAACCAAAGGUUACAAACAAAAGGUAAAGGAAAUUGUUCAAGGUGCAUUGUUUCCGGAAGUUGGUUUGGAUGAUGCAGUUGGUCAUGCAGGAGGAGCAGGCGGGCUUGUGAUUGUUCGGGAUCUUGACCUGUUUUCAUACUGUGAAUCUUGCUUGCUUCCUUUCCAGGUUAAGUGUCAAAUAGGCUAUGUCCCAUCUGGUCAGAGGGUUGUAGGAUUAAGCAAGCUCUCUAGAGUUGCUGAUGUGUUUGCCAAACGACUCCAAGACCCACAGCGUUUGGCAGAUGAAAUCUGCUCAGCUUUGCAUCAUGGCAUCAAGCCAGCUGGUGUUGCCGUCAUACUCCAAUGUUUGCAUAUCCAGUUCCCAAAUAUAGAGUCACUUUUUCUUGACUCCAGUCACCAAGGAUGGGCUAAGGCACUGGUCCAUUCAGGAUCAGGUGUUUUUGAAAAUGAAUUUGCUGAUGUUUGGGGUGAUUUUUUGAGUCUCCUGAAGUUCAGAGGUAUAAACGUGGAUAAAACUCAGAUGAAAAACUCGAUGCAGCAGUGUUGGUGUCCAUCCCAAUGUUCCUCAAGUGCUAAAGUUAUUGGACCACCCAACCCUGGAAUGGUUACAGCAGUUACUUCAAUUCUCAGCUCUUUGGGUGAAGACCCAUCUCGGAAAGAGCUUGUUGGAACUCCUAGUCGUUUUGUCAAGUGGUUGGUGAACUUCCAAAACGCAAAUCUGGAGAUGAAGCUGAAUGGCUUUGCUUGUGGCAGGAUGGAUCCUCUUAAACAAAAUGGGGAAGUCAGCCAUAAUAAACAACAGAUAUACACUGAGCUGAAUCUAUCAUUCUGGUCCCAGUGUGAGCAUCAUUUACUUCCCUUUUAUGGUGUUGUGCAUAUUGGGUACUACUGUGCUGAAGAAAUCACCCCUAUCAGUAAAUCUCUUUUACAGUCAAUAGUACAUUUUUAUGGUUUCAAGCUCCAAGUACAGGAAAGACUUACCAGGCAGAUUGCCGAGACUGUUUCAUCGUUGUUAGGUGGAGAUGUGAUGGUCGUUGUGGAGGCUAACCAUACUUGUAUGAUUUCCAGAGGUAUCGAGAAAUUUGGAAGUAGUACAGCCACAAUUGCUGUGCUUGGUCGAUUUUCGACCGACUCAGCAGCAAGGGACAUGUUUUUGCAGAACAUUCCAAAUCCUGCUUCUGGAAGAUCAUGA